This is a messenger RNA of Pelobates cultripes (western spadefoot toad), 25944 nucleotides long. The record is from the annotation of a GenBank genome assembly. Lineage: Eukaryota; Metazoa; Chordata; Amphibia; Anura; Pelobatidae.
CGGAAGUGGGGCUUGUGAGCACUUUGUGUGAUAGGGAGCGCAGUGUUUUGGGGAAGGAGGCAGCCAGGAAGCUGCGGCUGGUGACCUGUGAGGGGCGCUGUGCGUGUCUUAGCAGAAGGUAAGAUCUGCUGACACUCUGAGCCCCUGGGUGUGGGAUACUGUGGGCAAUGCUGUCACUGCUGCCCCAGGGCUGGGCAGGAACUCAGAGGGUUAAAUACCUGUAACUGGAGAAUGUGCUAAAUUAGGAGCAGUAACCAUGGCAACCAAUGGGAUGCUUCCUGACAUUUCACACCACUUAUUAUGGCUUUAUAAAUGUGUCUGUCAGUGAUUUGGGGGGUCUGUCUGUGUCUGUCAGUGAUUUGGGGGGUCUGUCUGUGUCUGUCAUUGAUUUGGGGGGUCUGUCUGUGUCUGUCAUUGAUUUGGGGGGUCUGUCUGUGUCUGUCAGUGAUUUGGGGGUCUGUCUGUGUCUGUCAGUGACUUGGGGGUCUGUGUCUGUCAGUGACUUGGGGGUCUGUCUGUGUCUGUUAGUAAUUUGGGGGUCUGUCUGUAAUAGGAGUUUGCAUGCUUGUGUUCUGCCUGUGUUAUUUAUCUGGUUUGAUGGCUAGUGGGUUUUGUAACUUUUCUGUAAUUAAUUAAACUGCUUUCAAAUUGUGUUUUUAUUCUUUACAUCAAGUAAUGUUCUGCUCAUCAAAUAACAAGUCACCAAAACAUGCGCAAUUACCCCUUUCUAAGUUCUUGCUACUGCCAUCUCCAAAUUGUAUUUUAUGAUCAAUAUUAAGGGACACUAUAGGCAGCCAGACCACUUCAUCUUAUUGAAUUGUUUUUUUUGUUUGUUUUUCUGUGAAGUGCCCGUGUCUAACCCUGCAAUGUAAAACCUGUGUCUGAAUGGAGUCUUAGUCUGUGAUACGACGCAUGCUUUGUAUAAGGGACGUCUAGCGUCUUUGAUUCAAUGCUUUCCAAGGAGAAGGUAUUAAUGCUAGCGCCGGACAUUAGCAUUAGGUCUCACAAUCGCCAUGAAGUCGCAGGAGGAGGAGACCUAGCCAGCGCUGAGGGAGCCUUGGCACUGGAAAGAAGUAUAACAGUUAUGGGGGGGUUCCUGUUUGUUUAUGCGGUAUGUAGUCCCAAUGGCAUCUUGUUAUGAUUAAAGGUGGCAGAACUCUGUUUACUUAUCCCUGUCCCACAGAGUUGUCAUGAGCUGCUCAAAUCCAUAAACAUAGCCUCUCCAGCCAUUAAAGUGGCACGGUCAACCCAUCUGCCCCUUUUACAAAAGUGUCAAUUUCCCAGCCAUCUCCAGUGAUGUCCGUAGAGAUAUUAGCUGUAUCUACAGCGAGGACCAGCUGACGGCAAAUUCAGUUUCCGAAGUAAAGAUUCACAGAACCGUGAAUAAAUGUUUUCAGAGAGUUUAACAAAGCAACAGUUCUGAUUUGCUUGUCAACCUUUCAGUAAACAAAUAAUGGCUAGGACAGGUGCAUAAACUCGAAGGGUUCUUGUCCUCUUCCUUGUUGCAUUUUUAGAUCUGUAAAUAUGAGAUUUUUGUGCAACAACAACAAAAAUACACAAACAAAGAAAUAGGUUAUUGGUAGUGUACGUCUAUAGGAGAUUUCAAAGCCUUUUAAAAAGGCUAAACUAAGCCAAGCCAAACAAUUACUACAGCUUAUUGUAAUGGCUAAGGUGCAGACCUUCCACUUCUGAAUUCUUUUUUUUUUUUUGUUUAUUUUUUUUUGUCAAUUGACAAAACCUGUCCUUUUCCAACACUCCUAAGCUGCUGCCAAUAUAAUGUGGAAGUUAACCAUCUCCAAUAUUUUUUCAUUAUUUUUCACGUUUAAAAUCUCUCCUCCAUCUGCAUUUGUCAGUUCAGUAUACGUUUCUCAGUGUAUUCCCUUUUUAUCAAACGCAUUGUUUUAUCACCAUCUUUUUCAGCUCUUUCUCCACUUUAACCAACAUCUUCCUGUCCCUAAAAAGCUCCGAUUCUCUCUUGAUCUCCACUUUCAUAGCAGCUUCCUGUAAAACCCAACCGCUGCCCCCUCUCUAAGUGGCGGAUAGUUCUAGUUCAGUAGACACUUUAGAGUUCAGACUAUCUGUAUGAUUCCACUUGUCUUUAGUGUGAUGUAGAGAUUGCUUUAUCUGAUGCCACCAUCUGCAUAACUGUCAAGUUAUUUGAAAAUACAUUUCACAAUCUUCAUAAACUGAGUGCUAUCUCACUGUAAGUUUGGAAUCUGUCAGAACACAAAUGUUUUUAUUUGUAUCUUGGAAUAUGUAUUAAAAUUAGCGUUAUAUAUUUUAACAUAAUUGAUCCCUGAACACCAUCAUAUUAAAAGUAAAUAUUCAUAUUGCUAUUAAAUGGACUUUACUUUCUCUUAUUUGUUUAUAGGUCAAUGCCUACUCGAGCAGAGGAUUCGCUCAUCCAGGCCUUAGCCCAUCUGUUACGCAAUCAUGGUGAGUAUUAAAACCAGUAAAAAGGUGAUAUACUUAACUUUUAUUUAAGUUCGCUGCACUGCUGCUCCACUUUCCUGCCUGAGAUCAUCAAAAUUAUCCAUAGGGAAGCUUUGAGUAGCAUGAGCGCAUGCGGAUCAAAACCUAGCAGUAAAACAAUCCUCUUCACCUUAUAGCGAUGUAUUGAUUCAGUGCAUCUCUGUGGGCUCAGUGUCUCCUUGCAUAGCUUGGAGAAGGUGAAGUUCGGUCCUGCAAAGAUUGCAGGACUAAAAUACAAAAGCCCCUACUGACAGUCUGAGUGACAGCACCCAGAGAUAUUACCUGGGAACAAUGUGAACACUGUUUGUUUUUUUGGGGGGGGGGGUUUCUGAAAAGACAGCAUUUACAUUAAAAAGACAGCAGAGACAGGCUGUAGUGGAUCUGGUGAAUUAAAGUAUCUCUUUAUUAAGUACCUGCCAUAUGGUUAUUUAGCAGUUUUAAGCAAGUGUCAAGGUGUAUGUCUUGCAAAGUUAUUGGUAAGUUAACAGAAAAGGCAACUGAAAUUUGAAUUGUAAAGAAUCAGUCAAUCAUAAUUAGGUUUUUGUCAAAUAUCCAUAAUUUUUAGGAUGGUUUAUGGAGAAACGUACAAAAUCUUUCUUUACCUGUGAUGGAUAUAUAAACCUGUCCGAUCUGCAGCUCUUUCUUUACUGUAAAUAAAUAGUACUUCAUAUUGUUUUGAAUGUUUUUUUUUUUUUUUUUUUUUUUUUUUUUUUGUUUCAGGUGAAAGUGUCCUGAAUGGAUCCCGCGUGUUGACCCUCCUCACCCCAUGUCUCCAAGUUAUCACACGCCUGAUUGAACAGCUUUUCCCUCGAAUGCCAGGAUCUGGGUUCCAAGCGCUGCCGUCUCACCCUUCGGACAGUCCAUCAGUUCUGCAGACACAGUUCCUACUAGACAUGUUUCAAAAAGCACCUUCAUUAAAGGUAUGUUCCAUGUACCUUUUACCUGUGUAAGGAGCUCUGUUCAUUUAAUCCCCUUGCUGAGCAUAUGAUCAUAUUUGGGGCGGGCAGGGAGGGUGGGGGGGAGUUAUUAUCCCUGCGUCUUCACUUCUGAAAGCUCAAAUUUUGCAACAUAUUCUGUAGGAUGUACACGUCAAUAAAGAUUGAAAAUCUAUGGUGUUUUGUGCAUCUGUAGUUAAUUCUUCCCACUAUUAGUAUAUCUUUUAUAAAAAAAAAUACAAAGAUAGGAUAGGGGCUAUAAGUGUCAAUGGAGUAUAGAUAUAGUAGGCAGCAAACCCUAAUAGUAAGGUUACCCUCAACCCCUUACUGAAAGAUAUAGCAAAAACAAUAUACACAAAAUAUAGGUUACGCCAAUAUAAAGUCCAGUUAGUCCACAAUUUCUGGAGUCUGUUCUCAACUGGUAACCGUCCAGACUUCAAAGGAUUGGGAGUAUAUGAAAUAAAAGUAGAAAAUAACCAGUGAUGGUACAGAGUGUAUGGAAUAAGGUGCAGGACAUACAACAAUAAUGUGUUGGGUAAAUCACUCAUAUUUGAGAAAGCUAGAACACCGCUCUGAGUUUAACAGCGUGCAGCGGUACAAUCCCCACCGAUGGAUAUGUAGAUCUUGUGGCUGGUACCUCAAUGUAUGGUUUGAUAUAUAUGUAUAAAUGAUAACUGCAAACUAGUGCUUACUGUAAUAAUUGUUGUAAAGGUAAUAUUCUACUCACAUUUAGUGAAGCAGUAGACCCUGCUCAGAUGGUAGCGUAUGGGUGGUAUAAACCCCACCAAGGAUAUAAUGUUGGGUAGAUCCUUAAAGGAGUCGUAUCCAAAGUAUUAGGUAUGUAUUUUAGUGCCUGGAAAAGAGAAAAAUUUAAAAAAACAUAAAAGCCUAAAACGUGGGAUAAAUGGACAAACGCAAAAAGUAGUGAAUGCCAAAUCUACUUUAAUGCUUUAAAAAAACAAAGGUUAAAAUUCAACACAUUUUGCUAAUUGGGUGGCUUUCUCUAGUGUAGAUGUAAAUCUGUUCGAUAAAUGUUUGCUCUUUAAUUUUUUUGACAAGAGGACAGUUGACUCCCACAAUAUCGUGAUAUUCCCGGCAUACCAUGUGUCAGCUGACAUCUUCCUGAUAUGCUGAUGUCAUCUAUGUGGAUCACUACUGGGACAGAGAGCUGUCCGAUCCAAUGUGGGCUGAUCUGUGGCUGUUCGUAGACUUGGCCCCAGUAGCUAUUUUGUAAUACAUAUUUAUACUUCAUCACUCUCCCCCAAUCUGUUCUUUUAAUCUCUCACGGUUUACGAAUUUCACAUAGGCAUAUUGCAUCCGUAGUGGAUGUGUGGAUAACGGAGUAGAUUAUACUGUGUGUAUAUUAUGCUAGUAAAACGGUGUGCAGAUUUAUUCAUUAAAUCCCUUUGUGUUAGAUGAUGUGCUGUAACAGUCAAGAUAUCCUCUUUUCCUAAAUGUUACUUACCCAAAAUGUGCUUCCUGUUUUGAACAGUGCUGCUGACAUCGCAAGUUGUGGCAUAUGUUUAAUUAACCCGUUUCUCUCUGGUAGGACACUUCUAACAAGCAGCCAGGCAGGUCAGAGAGUUCAGAGGGCUGCUAAUAAAGUCUAGUUUAAUCUAGUUAAGCUGUGUGUUGUGUGAUUGUGUAUAUGGUCAUUCCAAAGGUUACAUUUAAACUGGCAUCAACUAAAUACUUUCAAGCAGGUAUGUUCUAACACCAUCUCCUGCUUCCAGUGAACUACAAUUACCAUGGUUCUUUUAUAAGCCACUCACUGGUCAUGGGGGGGAAAUAUUUUAAUAAUAUUAAUACCUCUAUAAAUAUAUAUAUUUUUUUUAAAACUAUUUUUUUGUGGCUAGACCAGUUUACCCAUAGUCUCCGAUUAUAUAAAAAAAAAACAAAAAAAAAAAACUUACUUUUUUUUAAGUCCAUGUUGUUUCCUUCUCUCUUUCAGCUGGUUCAUUCAGCAGACUCCCCUGAUCAGCUUGAUGUGACUAUCUUCCCAUUCAAGUCUCUUAAAUGCCUUGAGGUGAGAAUGCUGGGGAGCAAACUUUACUAUAGAGCAUUGCUUUAGCAAACUAGCUCCUAAAGAAUCCUUAUUUAUGGAUUAUAAGGAAUCCUUAUUUGGCUGUAAAGAGUGUCUUUAGACCCAUCUCCCCUUUCUACUCAAUCUAUUAAAUGAUCCACUGUAUGUUUAUAGUUCUGUAUUGAAAUCUGUACCUGAAACCACAGCUGUUCACUUAAUGGGACUUUAAGUUCCCUGUUUUUGUUUGUAAAUAUCACCCAUUCUUUAUUUUGAUCGUAAGCUCUGUGGGAUAGAUGGUUUAUUUACUUAACCGCAAAUUUUAAACCACAUUUACAAUUUUUUUGGCUAAAGUAGCUAAUUUGUAUAAUUUUUCCCUGUAUAUUGUUGUAGCGUAGCCAGGUUUUUCUGCUUCAAGUUCCAUUUUCUUUACUUAGCUAUUAUAGCAUCAGUUUUACACUUUGGUGUUUUAGUGACGAACCAUAAGGAUCCAUAGUGUCCUUAUAUUCCUAUUAUAUUUUUUGCCCAUACUAUAAAUCAUAGUGCAUGCUGGGAAAUACACCUGCUGGCACAAUAUAGAUAAAGUGUUAUAUUCUACCAGAUAAUUUAACCAAUAUGACUAAUCCUAAAUUCAUCUUACAGUUGCGCUUUCUCCCGCCACACUGCCUCUAUGGCUUGAGAUCUGUGUAUUCUCGACUGGAAGUACUAAUCUGCUUCAAAUGUAUUACGACCUUACAGGUGAGUAGAUGGUAAAAAACAAACAAACCUUGGGGUAGAUUUACUAUGAAAUUUGCAGAAGAACAUUUUAAAACAGCUCUUCUCAUCCGUCGUCUUAGCGGUCACCUCUUACCGUUCUAAAAGCUACAGGAUCUAUUUAUAAUCAGCCUUAGGAAAGUGUUGGUGUGCAGCCACCACUUAAGAUGACCUUGUUACACUUUAGCUGUGGCUAGAUUUACCAUUUUAUUAUUGCUUAUUCAGCCAUCGCCAUCAGUUAUAACUUUAUAUACUGUGCUUGCCAAGCUGCUGGCAAUUACUUUUAUUUUUACUUUUCUAUUGCCUUGUGGAAAUGGCUUAAUUCGUGAUUUUUUACGAAACAAGCUUUUUGCAGCUGUGGAUGCAGCUUUUCCGUUAGCUGUACUACAACUCCCAUAUUCUGCUACGCAGGGGUUUGAGUUAUUUGCAAAACUUACAAAGAAAGAUAUCGGAGCAUCAGGAUUGGCUGAACAUUUUUUAGAUUCUUAAUCUUGUUAAAAAAAUUACUGCAGAAGCUGAAAAGCCUACGAAUUUCCUACAAACUCAAAAAAAUUGAAAAACGUUAUAAAGAAUCUAAUACAUUAGAAAUUAAGGUUAAGUACAUCCAAACUUGCACCCUUGUCCUCUCUUGAUGUAGUCUAAGAAUACUUAUUUUAUUUUUUUUAAUUUGUAUUUGUUAUAACAUUGUGUUUGUGCUUGUUUUUUGUUUAUUUCUGUGGACUGGAAUGAUUACAUUCUAAAAUGUGUACAUUUCAAAGAAAAGAAAGGCAACAGUUUGAUCAGUCGGAGAAUUUUGACUCCAUUACAGAAGAUUCCUGCUGUUCCUUUGCUAGUCUGUGGUACUUAUUGUUAUGUUUAAGACAUCUCUUUACUACUGUCAGUUGGGUCUUUUCAUUGACAGAGCUUAUUAAGCUUCUCUAGAAUUCCCUUUGUCAAUGAGUGGAGGUGGGGGAGGGAGCAUUGAUCACGAUUUUGCUCAUUAUACAAGAGAAUCAGGUUUUACUAAAUGAUAAACUUAAUUUAGCAGGGCAGAAACUGGUUUAGACGUGUGAAUGCAAAACCACUAAGGUGCCAGAUAUACAUACCAGGAGCCGCUAUGCAAUGCCCCAUUCAUAUAUAAAAUAAAAAGAUUUGCAUGUGGUGCAAGGAUACACUAUCGGUUGUUCAUGGUAUUGGGGAUAAAGUGGUAUUCCAGAGCUUGUGUAUUGUGUUUGACAAUGAUGACCAACCUUGGUGGGCACUGCCACUAUUUGUGACGUGCAUUCUCAUGAUCUUAAGAUCCCUCUGGACUGCAUAUUCAGUUUUUAUAGUAUUCAUUCCUAUCCAUGGGCUUUUCUGAAAUGUAGACCUGGUGGUUUUCCACUAUUAGAUAUGUGAGCAAUUGUUUCUAUAUUUCCACGUAUCCCUGUAUAUAUCUUAUAUAAACCAAAUUUCAUAGUUUCUGCCCUGUCCUUUAGAAACUUAAAAUGUUUUUUGUUUGUUUGAAACUCCACAAAAAAAGCAACCUUUGGUGCUCCAUUUUACUUCUCUGCCUUAGAAUACACUUCCUGUUCUCAACUGGCAUUUCUCUGGCAAAGUAUUCUGGGAAUUGCAGUCCCAACUGGGAAUUGGGGCGAGAACUGGCAAAUUGUCUAAAAGGUUCUGCCAUAAUAUGCAGUUGUUGAGUGUUAACGAAUGUGUUGGCAUAUGUAAUAUUGGUUUAUUGUUCAAUGUAUCUCCAGGAAGUGAUCUCCCUCUGUGCUGGGGAUCUGACAUUGGCCCUGGCCUGGCUGGAGUUACACACUCUGAAUUUCAGCUACAACAUGAUCUGCAAAUUAGAUGGUUCACUGGUAUGUUCAAAUGCAACAAAAAAUGUCAAAAUAUGUGUGUAUAAUAAACCCUUUUUUUAUGCAACUUGUUUGUGUGUAAGGGCAGCAUUAUUUUCCUAUCUAUUUGGAAUAAUGCUUGUGUCAGGUUUCCUUUAUCACAUUUGUGGUACUAAUUGCUGAACUAGUUUUUUUUUGUUUUGUUUUUUUCCUCUGCUUUUGUUUAAAAGCUCAGUCUCUUUGUAUUUCUAAUUUCAGGAAUUGUUAAACAGCUUGAAGACUCUGGAUCUAAGCCACAACCAUAUCAAAGACUGUGAAUCCUAUUUAAAGGUGGUGUAUCUCCCACUCCCUCCCAGCAGCAUUAAGCAUUAGAAUAACCAUGUUGAGAUGUUAAAUAAUUAGCAUUUACCUUUGUCUGGAUAAUGUGCUAUUGAAUAGAAUUGCCUCCAGUACUUAGCAUAUUCUAUUUCUUUUUGUACUAGGUACUUGAAGAGCUCCGUUACCUGAAUUUGGGGUUUAAUCUGCUGACCUCAGUACCAGAGAUUAGUACAGCUGCUACAGCCACCCUGCAAACUCUUGUCCUGAGACAUAACCAGCUAGCCACCACUAGCGGUCAGUCUGUAUGUACAAGGGUAGAGACUGUCUUAUGGAAAGUGGCAUUUAGCGAGUCUUUCUUCAGUGAGUAACUACUUGACAAUUUUCCCCAACAGGACUUGAACAUCUCACAAACCUGCAACACUUGGAUUUAUCCUAUAAUCUCCUGCAUGAUCAUAAACAACUAAAAGGCCUGACCAAGCUGCACAGCUUGAGAAAGGUAAGAAUUGGUACCUGAGCACCUGCCAUGACCCAACAUGUACAUAAACAUGACUGUGUGCACUUUCUUGUGCUAGUUUAUGAUCCCUCAAACGAAGAUUGAGUGGUAAUUCAAGCAGGUAUUCUCUAUCAGGUGUCUAUUGUAUUUAACCAAGGCAAGACCCAAAGAGGAUUGAUCAACUUAAACAGGCAAAAUACAGCUUUAAUUGUUAUACCACCUGGCUUUGCACAAGAUAUUUUAAAGCAUGUUUUAUCUCUGGAUUUUCGCAGGAGUAUGUAGGGAAUAAAAUAGAUGUUGGUAAUAACUAUGAUAGAUUUCUUUUUUUUAUAACUUAAAGGACCACUAUACUCUGAAACUGCUAUGUUUAUAAAAAAAAAAUGGGUUAACCCUAGAUGGACCAGGCACCCAGACCACUUCAUUAGGCUGAAGUGGUCUGGGUGCCUAGAAUGGUCCUUUAAGAGUUCCUAUAAAUUUUCGGUUUUUACAUUUUCUAUCACGUUAGCUUUCAAGAAUGAAAAAUGUGAGAAGUUUGUAAAGUUAUGUUGAAUGCAGCACUCUGUAUUUGGCCAUAGGAAUGCAGUGAAGGUGUACGUUAGCCGUGGUUAUGUUGUUAUUGAAAAGGCUAUGAUGAUAUUUGACCUGUACGUCAAAGUCCAACAUCCACAAUAAAACUGAAGCAUUUUGGAAUGCAUGUUAAAUGCUGAAAUCCUGAUUUGCCUUUCACUUGUGCAUUUGUAUCUAUCCACUGCACAGCAUUCUGGGAAAUGUUAUACACAAGUCUGUCAUUUUAACAUAUUUAUUUAUUUAUUAUGUAUAUUGUAGCAAAUUUGGUCACGAACAAAGGGACAUUUUGAUUGUUAGCUUUUUAAAGAAAGAUAUAGUUUUAAUGUUCUAUUUUUAGGCUUUUCUGAUCCACGGCUAUUGUUUGUGGUAAAAUCACAAAUCUUUGUGUGGAGGUGAUGGGGGUUUUGGGGGAGGGAGGGGGUUUGUGAAUUUUUUUAAAAAAUUUUUUUUUUUUUUAUUUUUUUUUUUUCUCCAUUUAUUUUUAACUUUAUGAAGUAUCUGCUACAACUUAAAUUAUCUCCUUAAUUAUUCCAGUUUACAUAACAUAACUGAAUAUUUGCAAAAUUUUCAUACCCAAAAUGGGAACUAAGCAGAUAAUACACCAAUUGAAGAGUUGUUUUAAAAAUAAAAAUGACAAUUUUAAGAUUUUCAAUGCAGAGUGGCCUAUAAAUGGAUUUGUGAUCUUCUUUGAGCUUCUGUGGAAUGUGGGAAAGGGUCAUCUUUUUGACCCAUCCUGUUGUCUUUUUAUAAGGCCUGGCAUGUUUAAAUAGCCAAACCCUUUGUGUGCUGGGAGGAGGGGGCAGGUUAUUUCUAUCACUCACUUCUUAUCUUCUGUCAUAGCUCUUCCUUGAAGGCAACCCGCUAUACUAUCACAAGGAUCAUCAGCUACUAACCGUGCAAUAUCUGUCCCCUCGCACCCUAAACAAGGUGAGUUUAUGAAUGAGGUUUAUUGGGGUAACUCCUUUCCCUCGCUCUCACUAACCUCCCAUUAAUCUAUUUUGCUGUCUGAUUUUACUGCAGAUGUUCCUGGAUGGAUACUUAAUGAUUUCCUUAGAGUCAAUGGUAAGUCCUUACAAACAUUAUCUAUUAAAAGUCCCAUUUGUGUUUGUUUGUUUUUUGUUGUUUUUUUUUUUUAUCUUGGUUUAUUUUGUGUGCCUGGUCUGUCUAGAACAGGAGUGCCCAAAAGAUCGAUCCCAGGAUGUUUUAAAACUACAGCUUCAGUGAUCCUCCUCUGUUUUAAAGACAUGCAAAGCAUUAUGGGCGUUGUAGUUCUACAUCUGGGGAUCUACCUUUUUGUCAUCCCUGGUCUAGAAAAUAGAUUUACAAAAGAUGUUGAAAAGGCUGUCUCUCUCUAUCUGUUUCUACACAGAAUCCAGCACCAGUGUAUCCCUUACUCUAAUAAGAGCAGGCAUUGGGUUGCUAGGAGAGGACCUGCCAAGGCUGGGGUACAUUGUUGUUGUGUCAGGCGUAUGCAAUGCAAGAUUGCAUAUUGUAACUAAAUCCACUUUAUUUCUGCCGAUGUCAGGUGUUUUUAAAAACUAUUACAUGGGGUAAGCUUUUUAGCUGGUGUUUUAGUGAGUGUGCUGGUUUCUGUGUCUUGUGUUGAUGUGUCUUUUAAAUCACGGACUGCUUUUUGGGCUUUGUGCAGCUAAAAGCAGUUCAACAGAUUGCAUUGGUUUUGUUAGUCUUCCUGUGUGCAUUCAUGAGUUUUUGUUUAUACUUGUAACUUCCCCCCAUUAGAAAGCUGAAGAUGAGAUUCCCAACUCUACAAAUAGCAGUCCCUCUCCAGUAGAAUUAUUGGACAGCUGUUCAGGAGUGGAAACAAAAGCUUCCUCACUGCCACGGAAAAAAUCCAAGGUGAGACGCCAAGUUUGCCGUAACACCUGGCAACGGUAGAAAAGGCUACGUGUAGGUUUGGAACUACAGCCAUCUUCUGGUUUUUUAUUUUUUUUAUUUUAUUUUUUUAUUUUUUUUAGGUUAAAGUUCGUACGGCCAGUAUUUCUGAGCCCAGUGACAAUGACUGUGACAGACGGCGACUGAAAAAACGUGAGUGCCUACUAACUAUGUUUAAGUUUGUGUAUUACAGCUAUGGCACUGCAUCUCAUGUUGUUGUGCAGUCCAGAGAGCCAUUAUCAUCUUUUCUGUCCGCAUGUUUAAACCAACCUGAUCAUUGCAAAAUUUGCAGAUGGAUAAAUGUGAUUGAUUUUCUCUUCUUUAUAAAGUGAUAACAAAAUGAAAAAUGUUAGUUUCAUUAUUAAAGGGACAUUAUAAUUAAACAGAAGAUUAACUUUAAGAAUACGUUUGGUUUGACUGUGAUUGGCAUUUUUAGUACAUGCGAGUUUUGCUCUGUUGAGACUGCACACUAUAGAUACUUAUGAUUCUGUUUCGGAAGUCAAAGUUGUGUUUUGAUGUCUUAUAUUUUUUGAUGUUUCUUCAUCUGUCAAUAUGGGCAUUGCUUUUGAUACCCACACAUCCAGAGAAGUGGCCAUAACCUUUGGUGGUCCGUAGGAUAGAGGUUUCAUUCAAUCUACCAACACUAUUUCUAGAUUUUUUUUUUUUUUUUUUUGGCAUAAUAACUGUGUCUUGCACACGCAUUACUCUGCUUUCCUCUACCCAUGUCUUCCACCUGUCCACCAUAUUCUUCUGGCCAUGUCCUUUUAUAUAUUGAAUGGUUCGAACAAUGUGAAUAAUUCACAAGAAUUUUGCUUUUCCCGUUGCCACUGCAUUUACUUUUAACUCUCCAACAUCGUUACAGAGCCUGUUUUGCAGCACCAAAAAGUUAUCGAACGGACGGAGAGUUUUCGGAAUCAGUAUGGUGCUGACUGGCUGCAGUACAGAGAUCACCUGGAGAGGGAGCUUAAUGAAGAUAACCCCCAGAUCGAGAGUCUUCUCCCAGUCAGCCAGUCUCCAUUGGAUGCUGAGCCUUUCUUCAAGAAUAUGGAAACCCCUGUAGAGACCAAGCAGACCAGUCCCUCCCCCACACAAGAGUUGCCUGAACCACUUGUGGAGGUGUGUCAGGAACCAAAUAACACAGAUGUGACAGAAGUUAAGUUGCUGGAUGACGACGAUGAUGAUGAUGGCUUCUCUUGGGGAGAUGUAGCAGCUAGGGCGGCUGAAGAAGACAAAUAUGAAAUAGUUGGUAAGUUGUGUGUCACAUAAUGUUGAUUCUGAUUUAAUAUCCUUUCUUUUUCAAGCACUAAUAUGUUUGGUAGAGUAGUACAAUUUAAAUAUGAGGUUACUAAAAUGCAUUAAAGGGGGGGGGGAGAGAGAGAUUGAAAAGGAGAUUUUAUACCCUGGGAAGGAAGAAAGUAUGCAGAAGAGUAGACAAAAGAGGGAGAAAGCCUAGCUCACCAGCAAUAUAUCACUGUAAAAAUCUGAUGAUAUAUGAUUGAUUAUUUAAGCACUUUCAGUGAAAAGGCAUGGCUUUCUUGUUAGAGUACAUAUUUCCUGUUGUGUAGACACUUUCAUUCUGUGCUUUGCAAACUUUUCAGUGUCCGUUUUUUGCUCCUCAGAUCCACUGGGUCCCCCAGUAGCUGUGUCCCCAAUCCAGGAUGGGCGCCCGUGUUAUAGUGAUUGGCCUUUUAUUUUUUUCCAUCUGACUCGAGAGUGCUUCUUUGAGAUCGCCCUGGAUAGAGGACAGUUAUUGACCAAAAGGCACCUGUCCAACCUCAUGGAUGUUAAGACAUCUGUGAUACCCUGGACCUGGAAGGUAACGAUGGAGUAAAGCAAAUUGUAAUAUUUCCUAAAAAUGGCAGUAGUUCACUUACAAAGUUACAAUUACAAAUGCAGCUACGAAGCGGAGUUGUAUUUAAACGUUUUCCACUUGGCAAUAUGUGUCCAUUGUAAAAUAGGUCUAAUGCCAGCUACUUUGGUGUGGAAGUUUUCAAAGCUACUUGCAGUAGCAAUCAGAUUUUUUAAAAGCCCAUAUUUCCUAAAUUGCUGGGAGUAUCGGACACAAACAUUGUAAAAUUAUGUAAUGUCAAGUCUCAACCAUAAUGGCGACAUAUGCCACAUAUAGACAGUCCACCACUGCAAAAUGGACGAGUGGUCACACGGACUCAUCGUCUGGGACUGAUGGACAAAGUACAGGAUAAAUUCUUCAGACGUACUCCACGACAACACUGAAUUGGGACCUAGUCUCAACAAAACCUUGCACAUCCUGUGCCUUUUAGAACACUGUUAUUAUUUUUAUAUAGCGUCAACAAUUCCGUAGCGCUUUACAAUGGGUUAUAUGCCAUCACAUCGUUCUAGAAACAUAAGAUUUGAUAUGCUAAAAUAUGUAUAGAAUAAAGCCAUUUUUAUCUGGAGCAGUAGCUCUGGCCUAAUAUCUGCAGCACCAUUGUUUUAUAAUUAAUUUUUUCCUGAAUCUACAGAUCUUUAGGAAAGAGAAUAUUAGCUGUACUGCUUUAGCAAAGUUAUUGCGUGCAGUCUCUGAAUGAAUAUGACAAACGUCAAGCCUGAUUGCAUAAGACGAACUUUCUGAGCAAUGCAGUCACCCUGUCCUGUAGGAGUUGUGAAGCCUUUCCUGUCUGUUUUAGUGCAUGGAGUACCAUUCACGUGCAUUAUCACACCUCUCAUCAUCCUGCAUAUACUGCAUGUCUAGGCUAAUAAUGAGUAACAGAAGGAUCAUUGGGAUUAAUCCAUGCUUUAUGCUCACGUAUUAGAAGUUCUUGUUACCAACAUUGUCAAUUCUUUAUAGCUGUCUGGGAAUUUUUAUUUUUUAUUAAUUUCACCAUCUAUGGGCCUUUUACUGGCUGACAAUGUGUUUGGGUCCUCCCUCCCAAUGUGCCCUUCUCCUUUCAACUUUCCUUUGAGUUUUAAAAUGUUUUCUUGUUGGAGCCACGUUUUUCAUUUCCUCAAACAAUGUCUGUUUCUGUAGGAUGAAGUGCAGGAAUUUCCGCUCAUUACUCUUUUCUUUGACUCGGUAAUUGAGGAGAGAAAGAAGGCGCAGUAUGUGGUGCUGGAUGAUUCUCCAGACGACUCUGCAAAGGUAAGACCAUCUAAAAAGGAAGGAGUUUAGCUUCAGAGUACUACCCCACUCUCCUCGAUUUUUCACGUGGAACAAACUGCAAUUUUGUUUAACAUUUCAUUUACAAGCAAAUGGAGAGACUAUGGUUACAGUCCUUCCUCCUUUUUUUUUCUUUUUCUUUUUUUUUGACCAAGCAAAUUUUAGGAUUACUGUCAUUCUCAUCCAAAACUUUUAUAGGUAUAAUCCUGAUUCAGCAGUGCCGAAUUGUUUAUAACCCUUUCAAAGCUACCAAAUCGACACAAGCUAGGGAGGAUGUGUGAAAUCGGCAGUACCAAAGUGCUAAUGUUUUCCACAGCCAGAUAAUGCUAAUGCCAAUAUUUCUGGAAAAUGAAUGGUAGUUUCCCAAGCAAUCCCAUGAAAUUGGCUUAUUUGUACUGCAUUUGACCUGUCUUUUUACCCCAGUAGUGAUGUGUGUGUGUGUGUGUGUGUGUGUGUGUAUAUAUAUAUAUAUAUAUAUAUAUAUAUAUAUAUAUAUAUAUAUAUAUAUAUAUAUAUAUAUAUAUAUACAUACAUACAUACAUACAUAUACACACACAUACAUUGAUGUUGGUUUGUGUAAUGCACCUUAUCCUGUUGAAAGUUCUGUAUUAAGAACUGAAACGUCGAUUGUGUGUGGCAGUUGCUGAAUAAAAGCUAAGUUUUUUUCACCAUUUACUUUUUGAAGUCCUUAGAGUGCUGUUACCUACCAUUUUUAUUUAUAUAUAUAUAUAUAUAUAUAUAUAUAUAUAUAUAUAUAUAUAUAUAUAUAUAUAUACACGCACGUCAUUUAGAUCUGUACAAGAGCAGACAUGCAGUCCGUGGAGCAGGACAGUUGCAGUGAUUUGUUUUUGACCAAUCACUUGAGUUACAAGGAAUUGUGGGCAGUGAGACCGGGAUUGAGAACGUCUUUUCAAAAUAACAUGAGCAUAGGUUGUAAGAUUGAUUAACAAAAUGCUUUUUUGUUUGCCUGUUGACUACUACUCUUUAACUACAUGUUUACCUUGUCCUAUUGGUUUAGAUGCUGUGCGAUGCUUUGCGUCCCAUCAUUGAGGAAAACAAGAAAGAGAAGGAGAGAAAAGAGGCUGCAAAGCCAAAACCGUUAUACCGGUGUCUAAAGUGUUACAAAAUAUUUGGCCUAGAAGAAUGCAAUAAUGCAGUGAAUGGUAAAAUAAACGGGAUAAACAAAGUGCGUGACUCACCACCAGGUUCUCCUUCAGGUAACUACGACUAUUGUGAUCUAUUAAAACCGUGUUUUGGUUGGAGCCACCCUUUAAUUUGAAUACUCCCUUACUUAUAGUUCAGGCUAAAAUCUAAGUGUUGGGAUUGCAGUUGUCCGUAAACAGAGUUUUCGGUAUACAGGAUGCACAGGAUGAUAACCUUCUAUAAUGUUCUUUCUUUUCCAGUUGUGGAUACGUGCCCUGGCUGUGGUAGUUCAUAUGUUAUAUUUUCACCGCCCCCUGAAGAGAGAAGCUUUGUUAACUCUCCACGUGGUGCCUACCCUGACCGGGAAGAGCAGAAGUCUUCUCCCUCUGAGGAGGAAACGGACAGCCCUGGACCAUGCAACGGUGCAGAGAGCGGAGUGUUAAACACCUUAGACCGCGUACGGCAGGCACUAAAGCGUGCUUCAUUCAGUAGUGGGAAUACUCUAACGGGAAGCUCCAAAUCCAGCUCUCCAUCCCCUCCAUCAAGCCAAUCAGUCCAUGAAGUAGAGCAGCCAUGGCAGCUUACCCCAGGUUCGUAUGUGCCAAAUUUGCAGCUUUUAACAUGAACUGAAGGGAGGGAGUAUGGAACGUAUUUGUUAUCUGUGACCGGGUAUGUGGGCCAUCUAAGCAGCAACAAAUUUUUGACUAUAUUUUCCAGCAUUCUCUGCUAAUUGUAUCUGAACAUCAUUCUAACAUUUGAGGGGAAAAAACUAUUUCAUUCUUAGUGAGUAGUAUUUAGUAAAUGUAUGGGGUUUAUAAAAGCAGACUUGCAUUUUUCAAACAUUGGGUAACAUACAUUCAUAGGGCGCACUCUAAAAUGACAACGUAAGUUAUAAACAAUACUAGUUGAAUUUACCUGGGUCUGGAGACAAGUGGCAAUUGAGCGGCUAGUGCUUUCUUAGUGCGUUUGAUUAAUUAAAAAUUCUCUUGUAGGUUCUUUUCAGACUUUAGAUUUUCGAUUGGUGGAUCAUCGUCUCAAGUUCCAUCUUGAUUUUGAAAUAAUCGUAGAACACCAGGAGGAAUACCAAUGCUGCUUUAAGGUGAGGCUAAGGUUAGGGUCCCUAUAUACACAUUUUCUACUGUGCGAUUAUCCGGUGUCUCUCUUUAAGAAACCUCAGGGAUGUCUUUAAUACUUGUGAAUCUACCUCACUAAAAGCUGUGUCUUUAGUUAAAGGGACACUCAAUCAAUCCAACUUAUAGUCGUAGUAUAGUACUAUAAUAUAGUACUAUAAUUCUAAUGUUCUAGCAGUUUUAUAUUAAAGCUUAGAUUCCCCCGUAAUAUGGUGCCCAAGGUCUGCUUACACCAAACUACUAUAAGCUUUAGUAGUUAUUGUACUUACUGUCACUUUAAUGUCUCACCUCAACCCCUAAUUCACUAUUAAAACCGAUUGCUGGUGUCGGGAAUUGGCAGUCUGCAUGCUGUUUUCUGUUUUUAUUUCCUAUUUCUUUAGUGUCACAAUGAUAUCCUUCACAUUUGAAUGCGUUUUUUUUUUUUUGUUUUUUUUUAAUUUUGCAUUCUAGGUCCCUGUUGUUCGUUUUGGUAAAGCCUCUCAUUUUUGUGGUCUGGUAGUUGUGUCAAACCAGAAAAUCUAUUUCUUAGAGAUUAGAGGUGAAAUCAGGUAUGUAAAGGGCAAGGAGAUGUUUGCUGUGUUACUUAUGGGGGUGUAAAGUCUGCUUAAAAUAACAGAUUUGCUCUUGUAGGGGAUCACCAUGUAACUGGGUGAAGCCUGGAGAUGUGUACAGCCUCGACUUGUUCACACACAUGCAGAUCGGCUUGAACCAGCAGAUGCUGCAUCUUGGCUUUGAUGGCCCUGACGCUGCCUAUACCCUUCUGAUUGGAAAUCGAACGUACACCACAAUGUUCAGUCAGAACAUUCUGGGUAAGGCCUGAGCUGGUGUCUGUUUUGAGAUUCUUCCUUUAGAUAUUUAUGGGGGAUAGUGUGUGUUUUAUUACUGAGGUUAAUGUGAACCUGGUUUAUUGUUUGCAGACACCCUUUCGGAGUUACCGCCACGAUAUCUAAAAAGUCUUGUGCAAAUUCCUGAAGAGGUGGUCACACCACAGCACCGCAUCUGGUAAGACUUUUUCUUCAGUUUUAUUACCAGACAGGGACUAGACAGUCUUCCACUCUAGAUCAAGAAUGGCCAAGCCUGGCUUGAGAUAAAGAAAACAAUGACUGUAAUAUAUAUUAAAGUGCAAGCUCAGCUGUCCGCAUUAAGGGAAACCUGUUAGAUGGGUCCUACACUACAAAGCCUUUGUGGUUGGCAAGCAGAGUUUGCCAUAGCUUUGGACAUGCCUAAAAGAUUUGCCUUGAUGUUGCAAGGUGAGCGCUUAGAUUUAGACCUACAAAAAGCCUUGUACCUUAAAAGUAUACAAAAUGGGUUUGGAAUAUAGUACAUAUAACAUGACCCCUAUAUUUUGUCUUAAUGAUUUGUUCAUACAUUGAAGAUAGACUAUGUAGCCACCCAAGAAUGAUGAUAUUGGAGCGGGCUAGAUAGGAAUAUUAUUUCUCACUCUCACAUCGUUCUUUCUCCUUCUCUUACAAGGCCGCUUUUAUGUGCUCAGCCAGGAGCUGAAACUCCCCCUGAGUUUAUGUAUAUAACUGUGUCUUUCCUAAAAGGUAAGCAGAUUUUUUUUCUUUCUUUUUAUUUUAUGUUCUACAAACUGGACCUCUGUAUUCACUAUGUGGACAAAACGUAUUGGGACACACUCUUAUUGCCAUCGGUGUAUAAAAUCAAGCAAAAAAAGCCAUGCAAUCUGCAUUUACAAACAUUUGUAAAAAUAAAUUGGUCGUGAAUUUAAGCAUAGUGUACUGUGUUACGAUGCCAACUUUACAAUAAGUCAGUUAGUGAAAUUGCAUCCCUAAUAUUCCACGAUCAACUGUUUAUGGUAUUAUUGUAAAGUGGAAGCAUUUAGCAACAACGGCAACUCUACCACGAAGCAAAUGACCACGUAAAGUCACAGAGCUGGGUCACAAAGUACAGAGGCGCAUGGUGCGUAAAGGUCGCCAAUGCUCUGCUGGUUCCAUAGUGGAAGAGCUGAAACUUUCACUGGCAUUAAUAUUGGCACAAAAACUGUGCGGCAAGAGCACUUUGGAAUGGGCUGAGAAGCUGCGUGCAAGGCUGACAUCACCAAGUACAAUGCCGAGCAUCAGAUUGACCGGUGUAAAGCACACUGCCCCUGGACUGGAGCAGUUUAAACGUGUUCUGUGGAGUGACGAAUCAUACGUAUCUGGAUAUUUUCUUUCACAGCAUGACGGUGCCACAGUGCACAAAGCAAGGUCCAUAGAGACAUGGUUGGAUGAGUUCGGUGUGGAAGAACAAGACUGGCUCACACAGAGCCCUGACCUCAGUCACGUCACACACCUUUGGGAUGAACUGCAACAGAGAUCGCAAUCCAUGCCUUCUCAUCCAACCUCACUGCCUGACCUCACAAAUGCUCUACUGGAUGAAUGGGCAAAAAAUACCAUAGAAACACUCCACAAUCUUGUGAAAAGCCUUCCCAGAAGAGCUGAGGCUGUUUUAGCUGCAAAGGGGGGACCAACUACAUAUUAAUGUCUAUGUAUUUAGAAUGCAAUGUCGUAAAGGCUGCUGUUGGUGUAAUGAUCAGGUUUCCAAUACUUUUGUCCAUAUAGUGUACCUGGAUAUAUGUAUCUUCCAACUUUUCCCAAAGCCCUCAAACAACAAAAUAGAAUCUCAGAAGGAAUUUCUGUUCAUUGAAAAAUCUAUCUGCUUGUUGUGUUACAAAACCACAGAUGUAUAGAACGGAAGAAAGGGUUCAACGCUCUCUAUCUAUACAAAAUACAACCGAAACAAUAAUAAAAUAAGUAAAAGGUGGCAGCACACCUAAAAGUAGGGCUCCCUCAAGGCCUUACAACAGAAAUGGUACUAGAAACCACAUAAAUUAAAAGAGCAUAGAGUAGGCAGACUAAAACGCAAGAUAUAUAUAAUAGAUAAUAAACAAAUAGAAGUCCAGAAUAAAUAGUCUGACUGGUAGGUGAAUCAAACAACGAGGUAUAUCUUUGUAGAGGUGAAUAGUCUUUAGUAGUGGGGGAUUCUUCAGAGUGGUGUAGAUGCGUCUUUGUACAUCAUAUGAAAUGAAAAAAAAAUAACAACUGAUGGUGUAGUAUGUCCCGAAAGGGGUAGAAACAAUAAGAGUAUAUGGUCCUACUCACGUUUUCAAGAGCUAUGGACUUAGCCCUGGUGUUGAUUUCUACCCCUUUGUUUCUACCCCUUUCGGGACAUACCACACCAUCAGUUGUUGUUUUUUUUUAUUUAAUAUGAUGUACAAAGAGGCAUCUACACCACUCUGAAGAAUCCCCACUACUAAAGACUAUUCACCUCUACAAAGAUAUACCUCGUUGUUUGAUUCACCUACCAGUCAGACUAUUUAUUCUGGACUUCUAUUUGUUUAUUAUCUAUUAUAUAUCUUGUGUUUUAGUCUGCCUACUCUAUGCUCUCUUAAUUUAUGUGGUUUUUAGUGGCGCUACCUUCUAUUCUCCUCUUUUUUUUUUUUUUUUUUUUACCACAGAUGUUACUAAAUUCCAGUGGCAUGUGGAGCACUGCUAUAUGUGUUCAGAUAGACUCCUGAUUCAAGCAGUAUUCUCUGUAGCACAGGGGUUGGCAAUCUUUGGCACUCCAGAUGUUUUGGACUAUAUCUCCCAUGAUGCUUUGCCAGAAUUAUAGAAGAUGUAGUAAACCUCUGGAGUGCCAAAGGUUGCCUACCCCUGCUAUAGAGGAUUGCCAUCUGUACAUGUUUCUAUUUAUUUAUUUAAACAUUGCAGGUGUUUUCACUGCGUUAAAUAAAUGUCUAACCAUUAAAAUUUGCCAAGUAGCAGUAGUGUGCUUUUGUUUGUUUUGUGUUUUUUUGUUUUUUUUGCCUUCCCUAUAAAUCUUAAAUUAAUCUAAAAUGUUGUUAAAUUUGCCCAGCUCCUAAUUUUUGCAGAUUUUUCCCAGUCUUGAUUCUGCUUUUAUCUUUGUUUGGCUUAACAGCUGAUAUAACUUUUUACUAAUAUGUAGCAACCGAUUUCUCAAAUCUAAAGGAACACUCUCCAAGCACUAUAUUUUCUACAACCCAUUUGUAGUGGUUAUGGUGCCAGGUGUAUCCACCCUAGCAAAAUCUGUCAAACCAUUUAAUCGUCUGCACCGCACUGCUUCCAGUCUUGGCAGGAAGAAGCUUGAUGCCAAUAUACACAAGCAUUCAUUGGCUGAGAUCGUCAGCUGAAAGUUUUGAGCCAACAAAUGAGUUUGAGUUCUUGUUUUGAACAAAACAGUCAUCUGUUUUCUUCAGCUCUGAGAAAACCAAACAGAGUGGGACCCAGGUUAGCAUUGAACCAUGCUUAAAUGGUUUGACCAAUUACACUGGGACAGCACCAGGGCCCUCCUGGCACUAUAACCACCACAGCAGGCUGUACUAGUUACAGUGCUUGAUAUAUUCUUUAAAGGUAGUCUUUGGUCUCUUCUACAGAAUAUGCUGUCUGGAUACACUGAGCUGCCUCCCAUGUGUGGAUUCUCAAACAUUCUAGUUGUGUAUGUGCAGUUACAGAAUUCAUGAUGUUUGUAUAUUGUGUGUGUGCUUUGCCUUAUUUAAAAUCACUGGUGCAUUAACGCCACGUCAAUAAGCUGAAUGUCAAUGGAAAAUCCACCAAUUUGUAGUUCUUUAAACACAUGGUAAAAAGGAUUAUUGAAAUAGUGUUUUGCCAGGUGUGGAAAGGCUCUGCAUUGUGUUAUACAUUUGUCGGUUCUCCGGACUAUGAGAUUAAAAAUCUUUGGCACUGAUUGUUUUGUCAUUGCAUUAACGUCCCUGCUGUCUUUUGCUUGACAGGUUGGUGGGUUUGGCGUAAGUUACAAUCUUCACUGCAGCAUUUUUUAUUCUAUAUUGUAGUAAUAAAAAAAGUUUAAAUCCCUCUCCUUUUGUUUUUUUUUUUUAGUGGAUGUUGUCAACCUAGCCAGGGACAAUUUGCCAGACUGUGAUCUUGCAUUUGGUGCAACCUUGGCACAGAGAGAAUCCUCUGCCAAGCCAGUAUCUCUGCUGAUUACACACACACAUGCGUAUGUGCUGGAGGAUGCACACCAUUGGAAUCCCUCUCCUCCAGCUGAAUCGAACGACCUCGCAAACUGUCCAGAAUCCUUCCGAAUUAAAGAGAAAGAACCCAUUGUUGCUGUCUGUGCCGUGCACUUAUUCCCAUCUCAUCCCUGUCAUUUCCACAUCCGGAUACAUAACGAGGUAUGUUAAACAUCAGCAAUGCUCCCUAGUUGCGUACUUGGUUGCCAAAGUCUGACUCUUUUUUGCCUCAUUCUCAUUCUGCUAAAAUUCCUCAAAUUACUUAAAGGGAUACUAUAGUCACCGAGACCACUUCAGCUCAAUAAAGUGGUCUGGGUGCCAGGUCCCCCAGGUUUUAACCCUUCAGAUGUAAACAUAGCAGUUGACAUUGCAGGGUUAAUCCAGCCUCUAGUGACUGGCUUCCUGACAGCUGCUAGAGGCGCUUCUGCAACCCUGGAUGCGGAAAUCUCAUUCAGCGUGCAGAACGUCCAUAGUAAAGCAUUGAGAAAUUCUUUCCUAUAGACUGUUUGAAUGCGCGCGCUGCUCUUGCCGCACAUGUGCAUUCCGAUCCAUUUGGGAGCCGAUGUCGGAUGGGGAGGAGAAGUCACCAGUAGAGAUGUCGCGAACCGUCCGCGAACUUCUCGUGAACGGUUCGCCACGAACCGUUCGCGGCGAACUCCGGUCAGCUGACACAUCCCGGCCAAUCUCCAGCAGACCCUCCCUCCUCCUGGACAGCAUCCAUGUUGAAGCUGCCUUAGACAUUCCUUGUAUGGCAAUCUGAAUUUAUAGUACACGGGCUAGUGUCACAGUGGACGCCAAGUACUGUGCAUUAUUACAUGUAGUGUACACGACGUUCUUAGAGCAGUGCUUUCACUCUGUACUUACCCAAUCGCUUUCUCUUCUUUUCCUCUUUCCUACAGUCUUCCCUUUUUGUUUUUUUACUUUUUUUUUUAUCUCUAACUAAAAUAAGGCAAAAAGGAACUAAUUUGUCUUCGUAUUUUUCCUACGCUUGACUUUCUUAGACACUUGGCGGAGCCACCGUGUCAAUGCCGACAGUCGUCACUAAUGACUGCUGCAGGGAAUUGGCUCUGUCUAUGGAGGAUCUCGCUGGAUCCUCCAUAGAUCUCAAUGCUGGACCCCCCCCAGUGGCGAUGUCGCCUUUUGAAUGUUUUUGCAAUGUCCCCAGGUGGUGCCAAUUUAAACGGUUAGAGUUGGCCUGAUAAAUCAUUGUGUUGACUGGUAUGUGUAACCCUACAUGACCGAUAAACAUGUUUCCACAAUUAUAAGUACCCCAUUGUACAGCAAUACGGAUAUUUGUUGGCGCUUUAUAAAUAAUAAAACCACAGUUUGAAUCUGCAUAGGCUGCAGCGAUGUGCUGAGAAUGUCCGUCUGGGCAUUGUGUUUUCAUUUCUACACAUUCUUUGCCUCUUACUGACCCAGCUUCGAGCAGCUGUGAGGUAUUUGUGAGGGAGGAAAGGACAAACUGAGAUAAGGAUACUUAAGGAAAUGGAGUGGAGUAAUUAUUAAUGAGCAUGUGUUCUGGGAGAAGGAGGAGAUAAAUAACUAGAAAGGAUGUGCAUGUAGUUCAGAAGGUUAAUUAUGUUAUAAAUGCACAGUAUACAUGUAGAUUUUCUCUUUCCUCCUUUUUCUGUCCUAUUCAGCUUUUACCCUUCCUGCUUACAAAUCCCCAAAAAUGAAGCUUUGCAUUUGUGACAACUGAAAGGUGGCCAUUUAAUAUAGAUUUUACCUUUACACAUCUUUCUGGACGGGCAUCAUUCACAGAAAGAUAUCAAAAUAUUUAAAGGAAUAACAUAGGGUCAGGAAUACAUGCAUAAUGUUAAAACCACAAUUUAGGUGGUUUGCUCCCUCUAAGCCUCCUUAAAAGGUAAUAAAACUUACCUUAUGUUGCUGGCCUCACCUCCGGUCCGCCUACUUGCUGACCUCAUCCAAAUUUAUGAUUUCAGCCAAUCCAAUGCUUUCCCAUAGUAAAAAAUCGGAUUGGCUUAAAUCGGCAAUGAAUGCAUCUCUAGGAGGAAAGUUCAGCGUCUCCAUGCAGAGUGUGGAGAUGCUGAGCAGCCAUGCCGCACUGCCACAGGAUGCACCUCCAGUGGCCAUCUGAGGAGUUUCCACAGAAGGUGUCCCUAGGGGAUAAUAUAUACGCUGCCUUUUCUCUGAAAAGACAGUGUUUACCGCAAAAAGCCUGAAUGGAAUUAUUAUACUCACCAGAACAAAUACAUUAAGCUGUAGUUGUUCUGGUGACUACAAGGUCCCUUUAAAUUUACUCUAAAUGACUCUCCUCAACUUCCUCUCUUCAAAGGUUAUUAAAUCUUCCAAAACCCACUGGUUAAUUUAAGGUGUUCACUUUUUUUGUUUUAUCUUUAAGAUCAGCGAUGUAGUUGUCCGGACUCCCUCCCAGUCUUUCCUUUAAGCUCCAUGCAUGGCAGGAGCUUGUUUUGUGUAUGACAAAGCGCACACAUCUUUAGUUCGUGUAGUGCCGCAAUCUCCUAAAACUGGAGCAAUCUGCAUUUAAAAGGACACUCUAAGCACUGAAACCACCCCAUAGCUUAAUGUAGUGAUUUUUAAGCAUACAUGUUUUCUCUUUUGUCUGGCAAUAUAAAAUAUUACAUUGCUGUUCCUUUUAAACAUCCCUUUAGUGGCUACUUCCUGAUAUAUUUCAAAGGUUCAUGCUCCGUGUGAUCACACUCACCAAUGAUACGAAAUGCGUUUAUGGCUGGAUAACAUGCUUGACUGCUCCUUUAUGCAGUAAGUUAGUUACAUAAAGUAAUUAUAGCUACUUUGACCUGCAUGGUCUACCUGGAUCUUAACCCUCUGACUGCCAGGCUGCCACAGUGCUGAAAUGUAAUCAUUUUUAUGGUGUUGAAGCAUGGUUUAAAUGUGGUAAAUUUUUUGCUGGAAAAAUCAACAGAAAUAUUGGGAAAGGAUUGCUUUUAGGGAAUUUACAAAGCAAAGGACCUGAGCUGUCUUCCCACUUGUGUUUGCCUUGUGAAAUCGAAAUGAACAAUAGAACUUUCACUGCGCUUGACGCGAGUCAUCGGAUAAACAUGCUAGGUUCUGGGUGUCAUCGUAGGACUGCAUGUUCUUUCUUGAUAUAUAAAAUUAUGGUGUAGAGUUUUUAUACAAAUAGCAAGCUGUACUCCUCUAAACAUGCACACUUUAUAAAGGUCAGAAUUCAGCACACCCCACUUCAAGCUAAUUGUCAAGUAUUUAAAACACUUGAUCUAGGUAAAUAUGAUGGGGAUUUCCUUACAGUAUGUCAUUAACAUUCUAUAAUGUUAAAUGACCGUGACACUUUUGGCAGAUCGUACUCUAUAGGGGGCCUCUGUUUGGGCCUGAAGCUCUGGCUCUGACUGAGUGGAUCAUGCCCUAACUACCUCAAGGGAGCAUUUUCGUUUGCACCACUAUCGGGUGCAGUUCACUUUAACAGCUCCCUCACAUUCCCAGCUAGGAGGGGGGUGAGAGCUUUUAAAGUGAUUUUGCAGCUGAUGGACAUGAAAACCACAAUGCUCCCACCAUGUACAACCAUGGAUCUCCACCUUACCUUUUGGUAUGAGGGGUCAAAUCCACCAUCUCAACAAUCAGUCUCCCCACAUUCAUAAAAACACUCAACCAUCACACAUGCCCCUCACAGAACAAAGUUCUAUGAGGGCAUCUGGCAUAAGACCUCCAGUAAUCGUUCCCCAGCUCUGGUGGCACCUGUGCAAGGAAAUCGUGAAAACAUACAUACUUUUACAAUAAUGCUGCUAGAACCAAUAGAUCUAUUUUUAACACUUAAAUUUAGACAUAUUUCAAACAUCUCAUGUACUUUUAGCUUUCUCUCCUGAUGUAUACAUCCUACCCUGUAGAUGGGUUUUCUGGGUUUUGUGUUUUUUAAAGUAUGUAUUUUUUCUCUCUAGCGUCCAGGAACAGAGACUGCUUGGCUGCUAUGGACACAGGAUUCACAGGUGCCUAAUGAAGUUGCAGAGUUUGUUCGGGCUCCGUGGGAAGCGUUGUUUAGAGUCUCGUAUGAUAAAGCAAUCAAUGACAACCUCAACUGUUGCACACCACUGCCUAUUCAGACAUGAUUUCAGGAUGUAGACACUGGGAGCACAAGUCUCAUUAUUUGCACUGUACACUGGUUCAUGUGUCCUUAAGUCUCCCAUGUAAGUGAAUUCAAGGACAUGUUUAGCCAAGGGGACAAAGCCAAUUUUGCACAGUUUAUUUUUUUUCUAUUUCCAGGAACUGCUUGUUUUAAAUUAAUGUAAUAAAGUUUCUACCUUUUUUUAAAAAUGUUCUUCUUUAGAGCCCUAUAUUUAUUCUAAAAUUCACUCAUC